AUGUCAAGCCUUCUGGAGGAGAACCUGGAGAACAUCUUUUUAAGGUUACAAGUGAAGCAGCCAUUAAGACGCAGGUGUGUAUGCAAGCUUUGGUGUACACUAAUCCAUACUGCAAAUUUCAUUUCUAAACAUCUCAAUCUUAGUAUCAAAGAAUACAACAGUACACUAUUGUUGAAGUGUUACCGGCCUGGUUAUAAAGAUAAUGGAGUAGAGAUAUCGGGAUCUUGUAAUGGAUUGCUUUGCGUACGCACUAGCUUCCCUGGUGGUGAGGAUGAGGAUGCAAUUAGUCUUUGGAACCCAUCUUCUAAUGAGUACAAGGAAUUACCUUCAUCACCAAAUGAAUUUUCAAGUGAGGACACCGGUUUAUAUGGGUUUGCCUAUGACUCUCAGGAUGAUGAUUACAAGGUUGUAAGAGUCGUGGACUAUUACUAUAAUAAUUAUUAUGAUACUGGAAUGACGUCGAGGUGUAUACGAGCUAAAAUUAGUGACCCCAACUUUGUCGGAAUAGCUUUCGAUAUCGGUACUGAGACAUUCAAGGACUUGGAAGUAGAAUGGCUACAUCUACCAGAGAGUGAUGAGGAUAUCUAUAAUUACAGCUUGGGAGUCUUAAGGAGGUUUAUCGUAUCAGCACAUGGGUUUGGAUAUGAUUCUGAGACUGAUGACUACAAGUUUGUCGAUCUUGGGUGUAUAAGCGGUGAAUCCGAUAAGUCUGAAAUGCAUAUAUAUUCUUUAAGAUCAGAUUCAUGGAAACCAGCGAAAUACAUCCCUUACGUGUGUAAAGAAGAUGUACUAGUACCAGGGCUGUACUUUAAUGGAUCUCUUCAUUGCACACCUGUGGAUGGAUUUGAAAUUAAAUAUCAUUCGGGGGUCCGCGGUGAUGUUGAGGUUUUGGUUUUGUAUGACCCAAAGGAUGAAAGAGCAAGGGUUUUGAAGCUCGAUAAGGAUAUGAAUCCAGUACAUUCACAGUUGGAGACUUACGUGCAGAGCUUAGUUUCACUUAAACCCGGUGCGCACAGAAAGCAGGAAAAUAAGGAUACAAGUAAAGCAAUGAAGGUAUAA
This is a messenger RNA of Papaver somniferum (opium poppy), 1059 nucleotides long. RefSeq lists its product as uncharacterized. Bases 1 to 1059 code for a protein of 352 amino acids. The transcript is spliced from 6 exons. Lineage: Eukaryota; Viridiplantae; Streptophyta; Magnoliopsida; Ranunculales; Papaveraceae. The record is from RefSeq and is a predicted model, not a curated record. Gene Ontology annotation, molecular function: protein binding.